GGGGGGGGACGAACCCAAAUCACGGAAGAGAUUCUGCAGUCCUACUAGUUUGGCAAGUCCGCAGGGCUCAAAGCAGCGCAGAAAAAAGGCGGAGGACUGCUCCGAAAGUCACUUUUGGCGCACAUUUUACACAGUUAUCUUCUCCCGCAGACGGAAAACGACAGGGGAGUCAUGGAGGGUGCCAUCCAGGCUGUGGUGAAAACCUUCCUGAAGUCAUCCAAAGGAAAAGAGAGUCUAGGAAAGAAAGAGUUUCAAAACCUCGUCUCAUCCCAGCUCGGCAACAUCCUUUCGGGUGCAGACAGCAAGGAAGCAAUCAACACUAUGAGCCAGGGACUAGACUCUGACUCUGAUGGCAAGGUUGGCUUUGAGGAAUACAUGAAGCUAGUAGGCUACCUGGCCUGCUCGCUCAGUGAGCAGCGUGUCCUCAGCAAAGAGGAACCUGCAGAAAACAAUGCAUCCCAACCAGUGGUGCAAAGCUCCUCUGAUGGCGCAGCAGAGCAACCAAAAGAGAACGCAGAGCCAAAGGGGGAACCAAAACCAAACGAAAACGACGAAACAAAGGCAGAACCAACUGGUGAGGCAAAGGUAGAAGCAAAAGCGGGCACAAACGCUGAGGUAAAGGUAGAAGCAAAAGCGGGCACAAACGCUGAGGUAAAGGUAGAAGCAAAGGCGGAGGGGGAAACCAAGCCAGAGGCAGUUACGGUGGAAGCAGCUGCGUCGGCAGAGGCAGAGGUAAAAGCUACAGAGAAGGAGCCAGAAAAAGCUGAGGAAACACCAAAAGCGGAGGAGCCAACAGAGAAGUCGCCUGCUGCUGCUGAGAAGGACGUAGUGGAGAAGACAGAAGAGGCGUCUUCAUAGGGGACAAUCCACUCCUUCACCUAAAUCACACUACAGAAAUCAACCCUGCAGAGAAACGUAACAUUAAUUCCAAAAUAAUUUGGAAAGCCACUAUUUUUAUAUACAGUAAAAUACAACAGUUUAAACACAACAGAAACACUAUUCUAUAUAUAUGAUUAUGUACAUGACAGUAGCUUUGUACUACUUUUACCACUAUGUUUAUAUGUACAGGAUGUGCAUCCCACUAUAUAGCACAUUUACCUCAUUAUGAUGGUGUACAAUGACAGCAUGCAGUUGUCUACUUUAAUGUGCAUGCAGUAUCCAUGUGAAAGAUUCCCUGAAAACUAUGAUUUUCCUGCACACUUGACUGAAAUAUCUUAACUUACCACUACAAUGCAAAGGCCUUCCAUCCACCCAUGCAUUCUCUAUCUGGGAAUUUUUCACUUUCUGUCACUUUUCCACUAACAGUAGAGCGAAAUGGUUCUUUUGUAAAACUUGGCAGCAAUCACUUUGCCAGGCACGUGUGACUUAAAGGAAUAACGAGACAUUUUGGGAACUUGCUAACCAAAAUUUGCAUCAAAUGAACUUACCAAAUGCUUGAUUCUGAUCAAAUUUAACAUUAAAAAAUAAUAAUCAGGGUAAGAAAAUUAACAGGCACUGGUAAAUCUUACUGAUUACAUUGUGAGCCCUUGUUUUUUAUUUCAUACAAACAAUUUUAUGUUAGCUUCUGAAGCUAAUAGCUGUUUUUCCAUACUAGCUUAGCUUCUUCUAUACCCUGAUAGUAUAUUAUUGUUGUUGUUUAACUUGAAAAUAUCUUUGUAUUUGGUGCACUUAAAUAUGCUUUAUAAAUAUUCAGUAGCUUGACACUAAAUUGAAAGAUACAAACCAGAUUUUAAAGUUAGCUUAUACAUUUAGCAGAAGUGGAAAGACAGAUACAGAAUAGCUACUUUCCGCUUCUCGGAUGGGCUAAUGUCACAUUCAAUUUUACUUGGCAGGUGAAAGUUUUGAGUUUUAGUAAAAUCACAAAUCAACAGGAAUAUUCUUAUUUAGUCAAUUCCACUUCACCACAAACAAACAUGGAACCUAAAUUUGAAUUGUUAGCUUAUUAGAUUAAUAUGAAUGUUGAGGCAGAGCCAUUGCUCCAGUCCUCUGUUAGCAGGGUGUGUUGCAGCAUUUGUACUUUGAAAUAGGCAUUUUGGUGUUUCAAUUUAAGCACAAAUUGAAAAUUUUCUCUUGAUGUUGGAAUUUUUGUCUGAAAAUUCAUGUACUUCUCUCUAAAACUGGCUUAAAAUCCAGCAUAUCUGCAAUAUUAUAAUGUGUAGAUAAUAGUCUGUUUUCUGUACUGGUGCUUUAAAUCCCAUUAUAAGAGUUGUACACAAAUUCCACUUAUUUUUUUACUACUUUGCAGCUAAGUUGGUUAUCUCAAUUUUGACUUUGUUUUUGUCCAAUUUGUCCCUGUAAACAUGUCCAAAUAUUCCUUUAUGGGUUGCACUUAAAUCACUUUUUUGUAUUUUUCUCCAACUUAGUGAUGUGGCUAAUUUAACAACACAAUAAACAAACUAAUUUGUUAAAGUUCUGCAUACUUAUCUUAAUUGUUUUCUCAUUGCCAAAUUUCUUUUCCUCACUUUUUCUUUGUUUGUUGCCUUCAGUGUGUUCCCUUAACUCAGACUCCGACAUUAACUGGGAACUGGAGCGUUGGGUGUGACCUUCGGUUAAAUAAUUAAGUCACUGAGAGGGAAUCUACACCUAAAGGACCAAUAAGGUCAAAAAGGGAGCCCAGAAUAGUCCUGUGGGAGUGGGCUGGGGAUUAGCAGGCCAGGUCAGAAAAGGUACUUGUGCAACUUUAUCCCCCCCGAUACGUGUGGAAAGAAAAACGACUGCAACAAACCACCAAGGAGCCUAAAAACUCAUCUUAUUGGAAAUCUUAGGUAUCUAGUUAUGAAGCUGCAGCAGGUUAUUAGUGACCUGCUUCUUUAAACACUCAGCAGUGCUACAGCCUGACCUUUAUUUUCUAAACUGUUGUUGGUUCGAACUCCAGCUGUUUGUUCUUAUGCUUUGUCGGUCACACCUUUGUGCCUUUUGAACACCCUGCAACGGGAUCCUAAGGGCAUUAGGCAUUGGGAAAUUACUGGAUUAGGGAUUUCACGAGUCACACGCCCAAAGAUGCAAACAAUUGCAUGAAAGUAAUCCUGGAUAUGGGGUUGCUCUUCAUGCCUGCCGGUGGUUGUGCCUCUUUAAAUCAAGGAACAACACCUAAUGUAUCAUAUUCCCUUUUGUCUUAUAAGCCAUUUCACAAUUAUUUUCCACUGCUAAUCAAGUUUUUCUUUCUUCAUUACAUUUAACUUUAAAAUUUAUUAACUCAUCAUUGAACCACUGCAGCGAUUACUUGCCAAAGCACCAAAUUCUGUUCAAUUGUUGCAUUUCCGCAGCUUGUUACUCCUCCACACACUACUAAAACAUUACAGAUUGUUCCCAAUCAGAGCAGGCAGUACUUCAUUCAAGUGCCCAGUGAAAAUGAGAAAGAUAAAUAAGCACAGAUCAUGUGAUCGCCUUGCCUCACUGAGGCACUCCCAUUGUAAAUACUCUCAUUUACACUAACUCGGUGCAACUUUUACGCUCACAGUGCACUUUGCUUCCUGCUGCCUCUAACAAACUUCCUGGACUUUUUUGGUGGUUUUAUUAUAACAUCUUUAUGGAAAUGUCUUCCUUUUUUUAAUGCAUGUUGGUACUUUUUGGGACUGAUCUCAUAAGGGCCUGUGACAGCUCAGUUAAGGUACAUAAGGUGGUUUACCAAAUUGCACAACCACUGGACUCCAGCCUAAUGUGAGCACACUUAGACUCAACAUCUUCUGGGAGAUGAUUUCUAAUCAAUAUUCUUCAUUUGAAGCCAUCAUCCUUUUAACUCUUUAUAAUGCUGCUUUAUUUUUGUGUCCCAUAGUAAAAGUCCACCCAGCUUUUAAAUGAUUAUAGAAACAUACUGUAACUGGAGCGCAGCAGGGAGUGUUUGCAUUGCCACAUAAUGAAUCUCACUCAUUCUCUGAUACAGCAGAUGAAGAUAAAAGUUAUUAAUCCCCAAACUGGAACAGCAAGUGUAUAUAAAUAUACAAAUGUGACUUUAUGGCUACUGGGGUCAAAAUGUUUGGGAUAGUGGGAUGUUUCCCAGGAUGCCGUGCAGGCCUUACCUUGUUUAUUUUCUAGGAGUGCGUAUGUGUGUGUGUGUGUGUGUGUUUUUGGCAGAAGGACUCGCAUCAGUCCACUGUCAUGCCCAGUGAGCUUUACUGUUCUCUUAUUUUAUACGUAAUGCUGUAUCGUUUUUUGUUUCUUAUAAUCUACAUACUGGCUAAAAUAGAAUAAAACUGUGACCGUAACAUGU
Gambusia affinis (western mosquitofish) is the source of this 4210-nucleotide messenger RNA. It is a transcript of the gene s100u, whose product is annotated as S100 calcium binding protein U. Gene Ontology annotation, cellular component: perinuclear region of cytoplasm. The record is from RefSeq and is a predicted model, not a curated record. NCBI's taxonomy places the organism in Eukaryota, Metazoa, Chordata, Actinopteri, Cyprinodontiformes, Poeciliidae. The transcript has 3 exons. Gene Ontology annotation, molecular function: transition metal ion binding; calcium ion binding. Bases 172 to 858 code for a protein of 228 amino acids.